Molecule: messenger RNA, 9941 nt
Organism: Xenopus laevis (African clawed frog)
Lineage: Eukaryota; Metazoa; Chordata; Amphibia; Anura; Pipidae
Gene: scrt1.S
Product: scratch family zinc finger 2 S homeolog
Exons: 2
Coding region: 2181-3017 (278 amino acids)
Biological process (GO): regulation of DNA-templated transcription; regulation of transcription by RNA polymerase II
Cellular component (GO): nucleus
Molecular function (GO): DNA-binding transcription factor activity, RNA polymerase II-specific; RNA polymerase II cis-regulatory region sequence-specific DNA binding
Source: RefSeq, a predicted model, not a curated record
CUGGUUCCCCCAUAACCCCAAAAUGGCAACCCUCAGGGCAAUGGCCCUUUUUGCCCUAAACCCAGGCCUGCCUGCAGUGCAGAUAUUUAAUUCCAGUGGAUAUUCCAGGGUGAGCCAACGAUGCUCAGAGAGGACUCCAUCCAUGCAGGGUCUAAUGGUGGCAAGCAAUGGGAAACAUGUUUAACCUUGUUCUUAGCAUUCCAGUAGCAUGGAAUUACUUCCACUUCCCACAAUUCUGAAGUCUAGCGGCACAUUGGGAUGUAAUGAUACAGCGCUACGAAAUAUGUUGGCGCUAUAUAAAUACAAGAUGGAACCAUGAUGGAGGAUGGUUAGAAAUGUGGGGGCCAUAAAGAUGAAUCUGAGGAGGCACAGUAAAUGGGGAAGAGGAAAAGGCAGAGUAAAGUAGGAAGUGAUAGAGGAGGCAUCAAAUAGUGGGAAGGAGAAGAGAAGCAGAGGAGACAUAAUAAACUGGGAAGUGGUAGAGGAGGCACAGAAUAUUGUGAUGGGGAAGAGAAUCAGAGGAGGCAGAGUAAAUGAAGAAGUGGAAAAGGAGGCACAGUAAGUUGGGAAGGGAAAGAGAAGCAGAGGAGGCACAGUAAAUUGGGAAGGGGAAGAGAAGCAAAGGAGGCAGUAGUACAUAGGAAGUUAAAGAGGAAGCACAGAAUAUUGGGAAGUGAAAGGUAGGUUGAGGAGGCACAGUAAAUUGGGAAAAGGGAAGCAAAUUGGGAAGGGAAAGAGAAAGAGGGGAGUCACUGUAAAUUCGGAAUGAAAAAGGAGGCACAGAAGGUUGGGAAGGGGAAGAGAAUCAGAGGAGUCACAAUACACUGGGAAGUGGAAAAGGAGCAGAGGAGGCACAGUACAUUCAGAAGGGGAAAGGCAAUGGCUGCACAAAGCAAGAACCGUUGGGUCUAGAACUGCAGAGAGAUUUGCAGCAGAAAUUCAGAAAAUGAGGAAAGGAAUGAACUGAUUCACCGCAACACCAGACAAAGGAAGAAGCUGUGGGGGAAGAGCCCUCCCUACAUUGGGUCAGUGUUUCCUCCCUCCGGCUGCUUUUCCCCUUCUGUUUUUCAGAGAAAAUCCGUCUGCUGAGAUAAGGAAGAAGAGCUGAACAGCAGCAGCUCAGGGGGGCCCUGGGGACCAUGGAAGUAUUACACCAGCCAUCCUGUCUCAGCACCUGAUCACAGAGUUAUAAAUCCCACAGCUUGAGCUGGAACCUUCACAUGGCCACAAUACUGAAGCAGAGAGAACUAAAGGCAGAGAGGGAGGAACACAGAGCAGCAGAAUGAGAGAGUGAUGGGGGGGGAGCAGAAGGAGGGGCUCCGAGAGAAAACAGAAAGAGAAAGGGGGGGGCGAUACAGAGGUUUGGGAGGAAAAUGGAAUAAAACCGAAUUGAUGAUUAGAAGAGACAACGAGGCAUAAGAGGAGGUGCAAGAGAUAAGAAUGCAGAGGCUGAAGAUUUUGGGAGCUGUCCAGUGCUGAAAGGCAGGAAUCUGCAGUGAGGACCCUGGUCCCUGUCCAGUGCUGAAAUACUGGAUUCUGCAGUGAGGACCCAAGUGCCAGGCCAGGGCUGAAGGACUAGAUGCUGCAGUGAGGACCCGAGUGCCAGGCCAAGGUUUAAAAAAGACUGGAUGGACCAGAAUGCCAGGCCAGUCCUGAAAGCUUCAGUGAGGACCAAAGUCCCUGGUUAGUCCUAAAAGAUUCAGUGAGGACUUGAGACCCUGGCCAUUCCUGAAGGUUGCAGUGGGGACCUAAGUCCCUGGUCGGCCCUUAAAGAUUCAGUGAGCACUCAAGACCCUGGCCAGUUCUGAAAGCUGCAGUAAGGACCUGGAUUCCUGGCCAGUGCUGAAAGGCUGGAAGCCUCAAGAAAGAUCUGGUUACUGCCCAGUGCUGUAUUAUCCAGACCCAUGGUACCCAGCAGAGGCAACCCUGAUUCUGAGGGUUGGGGCCACACACCUGUCCUUCCACAGGCUCAUUCUCUCUGACCCUGACAGCAGGACAUUUUGUCACUGUUUUUAGUUAGAGCGGAGGGGAGGCUCACAUUUAUGCCCCACCUGCACCUCUCUCCUCCGCUCUUGUUUUUGUUGUGGUUACUCCCAUAAUCAUUUCCCUCUUUCAUCUCCCCCUCAUUCCUGACCCCUUACCCUGCUCCCACCUCUUGCCUCUGGAGGGGAAGAGAAACAAUGCCAAGGUCCUUUCUGGUCAAAAAGGUGAAGGAUGGCUUCUGCUCAGCUGACAGUGAGAGUGUAUAUGGCAGACACCGGACGGACUUCAGCACACACCUCUCUGACAAAGGGUACAUCAGUGAGUACAUCCCACCUUCCGUUUAUGAUGGAGACAGUGAUGGAGUCAUCAAGGUCCCUUCUCCCGACACCCUCUACAGUACGGUACACAGUGAAUAUGGAGCGGUGGACUCGGAGCCCCCCGAUAGUCCACGUUCUGAAAUCACGGGUGGCUACAUCAAUGGAGACACAGCAGUGAGUGAGGGCUACUCGGUGGAUGCCUUCUUUAUCACAGAUGGGAGAUCUCGGCGCAAGGUGCUGAGUGGGGGGCGCUCCAUUCAGAGGCACAGCUGUAGCGAGUGCGGCAAGAGUUACGCCACGUCUUCCAACCUGAGUCGGCACAAGCAGACUCACCGCAGCCUGGACAGCAAACUGGCCAAGAAGUGCUCCACCUGUGGCAAGGUAUAUGUGUCCAUGCCGGCCAUGGCCAUGCACCUUCUCACCCACGACCUCAAGCACAAGUGUGAGACCUGCGGAAAGGCCUUCAGCCGGCCGUGGCUCCUUCAGGGUCACAUGAGGUCCCACACAGGGGAGAAGCCAUUUGCUUGUGCCCACUGUGGGAAAGCCUUUGCUGACCGCUCCAACCUCCGUGCCCACAUGCAGACCCACUCGACCUUUAAACACUACAAGUGCAAACGUUGCAGCAAGACCUUCGCACUCAAGUCCUACCUAAAUAAGCACUACGAGUCGGCCUGCUUCAAGGGAGCUGAGCCUCCAAUGAGCCCCCUGGAGGACUGAGCUGCUCUUCACCCAACAACCCAACCAUAGCUUUUUAGAAAGUUCUGGAAUCACAGCACCCCUGAGGGAAAGAAACUCACCUCUUAAGUUCUUCAUGAUCACCAACCUGCUAAAUCUGGUGCUGUUAUUUUCAUCCCCUGUGGGCCUGGAGCCUUUAAUGAGAGGCUGAAGUUGGAAGUGGGUGGGUGAUGUUGGGAUUCUCUCCUGUUUUUUAUUUAGGUUUUGAAUUGGAAUUCGGGUACUUGUUCAUGUUCUUCCUCAUUGCUACUUAAUGACUUGGGUGAGACGGGAUGAGCUUCUGUUCACAUUCUCACCCCUGGCCCUUUUGGCGUUAAUGUUUAUGUUGAGACAAAUAGCCGAAUAUUUUAAACCAAUAUGUUUGUAUUAACGUCAAAACUGUCAUGCAGAGAAUAUUGCCUCUACUUAUAUAGGAGCACAUGGUUGGGGUGCGAGGGUCAGCCUGUUUUCUAGGGGUACAUAGCGAUUUCUCUAGCUUUUAGUUGCUGUGGAAUACAGAAAGGCCUGCAGUUGGUCACUUUUAGUGAAAAGUUCCAAUGCGAGAGGUGGGAGAUUGAUGGGCCCAGGUCUCCCCCACUACAUGGAGGAACUGGAAGAUUGUGAAUGUAGGUAGGUAGGUUGUAGGAUCAGCACGAUGUUAGAGUCAGAUACAUUGGGAUACAGUUCAAUAAAGGGGUUGGUACGUGUCUGUUCAUCAACGCUAUACAUUAAGUUUAUCCCACAGUGAUUUUAUAUCUAAUAUCUGAAACUAAAGCCAUUUUCUACUUCCUGAUCACAAAGAGCAAAGUCAAAACAACCAGCAAUCUACUUAAAAGCCUCUGCAUAAACAAACCCCAACCUGCCUACAGCCACUUCUCUUUCUAGAUAAAGAGCAACUUGUGACAAAGGCUUCAAAGUGGCUGCUGGUUUGUUGCCUUGGGAAGCUCCGCCCCUAUAGUCGGUCACAGAGCUGAUUACUGCACAUGCCCAGUGCAUUCUGCUCCAAUGGAAACUAACUAGGCAUGUGGGUAAGGAAAUGAUUUCUGCAGCACAUUUCAGCUUAUCUCUUAGUAAAGACUCAGUGUCGGCAAAGAGCGACAUCAUUUGGACAAUUUUUAGAGGCUUUUAAGUGAUUUUUUUUAAAAAAGGGCUUAUUUAUCCCUUAGGCCGAGAGCACUACCCUCGCUGCAUUGGUAUUGAGCUUGGAUAGGGCCCACUUUAAACUUAGAGCACUUUCCCCACUAUGUAAGUAUUACGCUUGGAUUGGGUUCUCUUUAGGCUUAGGACACGGCCCUCACUGAGCAAGUAUUACCCAUAGGGCCCAGUUUAGACUGGACUAUUGCCUCUGUGCAAGUAUUAAUCAUGGAUAAGGCCUAGUUUAGAUUGGACUAUUGCCUCUGUGCAAGUAUUAAUCAUGGAUAAGGCCUAGUUUAGAUUGGACUAUUACCUCUGCACAAGUAUUAAUCAUGGAUAGGGCUCAGUUUAUUUUAAACUAUUGCCUCUGUCAAGUAUUAAUCAUGAAUAGGGUCCAGUUUAGGUUGAACUAUUGCCUCUGUACAAGUAUUAAUCAUGGUUAAGGCCCAGUUUAGGUUAAACAAUUGCCUCUGGGGAAGUAUUAAUCGUGGAUAGGGCCAUUUUAGGUUGAACUAUUGCCUCUGUCAAGUAUUAAUCAUGAAUAGGGUCCAGUUUAGGUUGAACUAUUGCCUCUGUACAAGUAUUAAUCAUGGAUAAGGCCCAGUUUAGGUUAAACAAUUGCCUCUGUCAAGUAUUAAUCAUGGAUAGGGCCCAGUUUAGAUUGGACUAUUGUGGAAGUAUUAAUCAGGGGCAGUUGCAGGCCCACAAGGUGGAAUGGUAUUGGCUCGUUACAGGGAAAUGCUUGGCCAGAUAUGUCCUCACCUCUAAUCAAUAGACAGAAGGAGUUUGGGGGGAACCGAGCUCUUUUUGAUUCUCCUCUGUCAGAUGCUUCAUUGAAAGUUUCAUUUAGCAAAUAGUUAAUUCAUAUAUUAGUUUCAGUAGAAAUUCUCCCCUGUUCCUAUAGGGCUGCAAGAGAAGAGCGCCCCCAUCUGGGCUGUACAUAAGGUCAGACUGGUGGGUGCAGGGUCCAACGGGUCCACCCCAAACCCACCAAGGGGCCCCCACUGCACCCUACACCCAACUACAGGGGCCGCCACUACCACCUUCCCUCCCCCAGUGCACAUAAUUUAAACUUACCCUCAGCGCAUUGGUCUGGGGGAGCAGCAAAGGGGACGGGUUGUGGGCUGGCGGGGCCCAGUCUGACCCUAUUUGUGCCAAAGCCCAGGGACAAUAAUUAUGAUUCAGCUCUUUUAUGAUCUGUUCCUAAUGCACCAAAUUCCCACCAUGACUGCUGAGAUUUUGGGCUUCAAGCUUUUGGGGACCCAGCGGAGGAGGUGGUUGCAUGGAAGGGUGCAUGUGAUCCCGCAUGAGAUUUCAGCCCUGGUUUGGGUGUGGCCUGUAUGUUUCUAUUCAUGACAUUCACUGCUUGUAACCCCCCAGCCCCCAACAAUACAGGGUUUAGUGAUGGACUCACCACUGGGGUCUCAGAGAGGGAGGAGCAGAGUAUCUGACAGAGCAUCAUGGGAAAUGGCAGAUGUGACCUCUCCAGCCUUGAUGAACAGACCUGACCAGGGUUCCCCUUUGAAUGGAAGGGGCAUGUUAGGGGCAGAUAAAUAAGUUGGCACAUGAAUCAAGGGAAGCCAUAAGAUCAGUAUUGGAAAUGGAUUCGCAUUUAUGACAUUGAUCCACUUCCAGGUUCCUGGGGGGACACGUGAAUAUUAAUUGAAACUUAAGGGUCUUUCCAGACACAGGUAUGUGCUCUUGCCCCAUUGCUGCCAACCCUACCACUUACCCACUGCCUAUUCCUCCCUGUAAUAAAACUGAAGCUUAAGUUUUCCCUUCCACAUAUCAGUGGAUCUAAGAACCCUCCUCCCCAUUUAACCCCCCCCCCAUGGCAGCAAAAGGGUAAAAUCAUGACCCUAUUUCAUGAAAUAUCACUUGUCCUAUUCCCUCUUAAUCUUCCACAUCCGGGGGCUCAAUUCCAUUGCCUGGGGUGAAACAUCUGACUUGAAUUUUUUUGUAGGAAAGUCAGUAUUUGGGCAGUGCCAGGGUGGCUGUGCCCCAUGUGCAAUAGAGUUGACGCCCGCAUUUUAGAAUCAGACUUGUUGCAUGUUGUGUCUCGCUGAUUCUGCUUUUCAAUUGCACUUAAUAUUGCGCGGAAUGCGCCCCGAGAUGCACCAGGAAAUCCAAUCAGCGCAUCCGCCCGAAUCACCCGUUUUAUAAGGAUCUGGGGUGUGUUUUUAUUCACGGCUUUUAGCAAUAAUCUUCAACGUCACCAGAUUCUUCCUCCAAAUUGUCACUGGGCAGCGCGGGGAGAGCGACGAGGCACCGGGAUUUCAUGCCAAAGCUUCAGCCACUUUUUAUUUGGACACAAUCACAAGAUUUAGGCAAAACAAGUGAAAAGAGCAAAUGGGAAUAAGAAAUAAAGGGGUAACCAAUAAUAAGCUUAGGGAUAGGGCUAGGGGGGGCUGGGGUUCAGCCCACCGUGUGCCGUUACUUUGGGGGGGGUUUGCAUGCCACAUUCUGGAAUCUAUGCCAAUUUUGUAGGGUUUGGGGUUUUUGCCAAAUGUUAGUGCUUAGUUGCAAUAUAUUCCCGAGCGGAAGAAGAAGCAAUAAUAAUAAUAAUACUCAUAUAAUAAUAAUAAUGAUAAUGAUAAUAAUGCAUGCAGUUUGUAGGUAUGCGGUGAUUCUGAGUGAUCAGGUACUGCCUCAUUAUUCUAAUAUCAGGGAUUAUUUGCUUUGGGGAAUAGGGGGGCAGCAGUGCAUGUGGGGUCUCUCUACUCUCAGUGCAUUAUUGGCACCCCCUUUGCUUCCAGACCCCCAGACCCACCUGCCUCUCCUGCAGACCAUUGUGCCAAGGGCAUUGCCCAAACGGAGAGAUUUACCCCCCUGCACCGAGACUAGGGGAAUAUUGGGCCCAGGACACAGGGAGAUCAGAGCCAUUCGUAUUGUGCUUAGAAUUCCCCAGACAGCACUUUAUUCUGCAGGUCAACAUUUAACCCAAAACCAUUGGGGUUGCCCCUCCCCCUGCAGAAAAUGUAAGAGCUUAUUAGGCACAAGGCAGGGGGUAUUACAGGCAAUAAUCAGUAACAGCCAAUGAAAGGGAAUAUGUGAGCUCGGAGCUGCCCCCUGCAGGAGAGCUAGUGCAGCACAUGGAUCUACGGAGAGAGAGAAGGGUCACAUUAGUGUCUGAGUUCUGGAAGCAAUGGGAGCAGCGUUUCCCCAAUGUGUCACAUGCACUGCAGCUUUAACCCUUAGUCUGCCAACACUCCAAUGAGUGGGCAGCCCUUCCGGCAGAGGGAGGGGGUUCUUUUGAUAUUUCCAUGUAUCGUUCAUGUUAUGCAUUGCCUGCAGCCACUCGGCUCACGUUAGAUAAGAAUUUGCAAGAAAAAAGGGACUUUUUGGAUUUAAAAAAAAAUGAAAAAAAGCUUUGAAAUACUUUGCGGAUGUUUGAGAGGAGAAGUCGCCGACUCCCAGUGAUUCACAGAGAGGAGUUUUUAUUUUUUAUGGAAAUCAGCCAAUUCCUCGUGUGAAACACAUUUUGUCGGAGUCGUUGGGGCGUCGGAAAGAAAAGCCAUGCGGAGAAAUCGGACAUUUCCGGAAGCACUUGGAUUGCUCUCAUUUAGCGAUAACCCUCUUAUUUACUCUUCAUAAUGUGAAAACAGCACAAUAGUACUACUGAGUAUUACUCUGUGGCGCCUUUCCUUGCCCGAGCACCUCACUGCCCCCCAAAACUGUCUCUUUCCUAUUCAGACUGGCUGCAGACACCCACAUAUUUACCUCUGCACCCCACAAUUGCCCCAUUAUUAUUAUACUGCCCCUAAACAAACAAGGGACACAUUAUUCAAGCCGACGUUUCGGUGGAACAAAUACCUCGUACAUAGGGAACCACUUGGGGCUGCAAUGGAAUAUUGCCCAGUGACCCACUUGCACAAUGACAUGGACACUGGAUAAACCAAUUGGAGGCAAAUAUUACACUAUCACCCCCACCUGCCCAUUUCACUUCUCCAGUUACCCCUGAGGCACUAGGGUCGAUGCCAUUAUUGGGGGUAAAACUUGGGCAAAGGACCAGGGCAGUGACAUCAGUAGACAGGGGAUCAAAAGCAGAACCUCAAUAUCAGGCAGGAGGGUCAGUCCCCUUUUUCAGGCUAUGAUGCUGGGGGCACAACUGGCUUCAUUUUGGGUUUGGGUUUCACAUCACUCAAACUGGUCGGUCCCUAGAAAAACUGGAAUGUUUGGUUCAUUCCUAACAGGUGGCAAAUCUAGGCCCCUAAAGUUAUAUACAAGAAAAGGGAUUUAUGCUGUUAGAACUGGCUACUUAAAUAUUUAUAUCAACAUGUGUAUGAAUAAAAAGGCAAUGUUUAUUAGACAACGAAUCACAAUACAAGUAAAAACACUUAAAACCAAUCAGAGCUGUUAAGUAAAAGAAGGGUCCCCUCCUAUUUUAGUUAUAGGACUCUAUAGAGCUUCAUUCAAGUAAUGCGCAAAUCAACAUGGACUAUAAUGCAGAAAAAAAUGAAUAAUGAAGGACCAUGAAGUUGUCUAUUGAGGUGUCCAAAUUUCAACAGAUGUAUCCAUAGGUCCAAACUGCAGUUAGUGUCCCAUGUUGUUUAGUUUGUAAAAAAUAACCUGUAAUGGAUUUAUAAAAUCCUGGGCAUGUGUAAAUAUCUUGGUCCCUUGUGAUGAUCCUGUUUCCAAGGGAAGAUGAAAUGUGCCAAGUCAGGAUGGACAGAGUCUAUAAGGGGGGCUGAGAAGUAAAUAUGAGGACAACAUUAGAUGUUGGAGGAGAUUAGAGGUGAGUGAAUGUUCCAGCACACGGUGAGUAAUGAAGCCGGCGGCUAUUGCUCAGUGAAUCAGUGUAGAGCAGAAAUAAUUCCCUUUAUCGAUGUGCCGAGUGAAACAACAUGUGUGGCAUCUUCACAGAGUUAAUAAAUGUGCUACUUAUCUGUAACACCGCUCCACUUUAGACUCCAUAUUCAAGCUUUGAAGUCAUGUUAUCUGGUGCCUACACCUCGCUGAUCCAAACAAACACAGACGCCAUGUCGACUUGUCCUAAAUCCAUCCGGCUCAUAUCUGGCCCCUCCUCCACUCACAGCACCUAACUGGAAUGUUUGGUUCAUUCCUAACAGGUGGCAAAUCUAGGCCCCUCCCAGUUCCUGCCCUGUGAUGUCAUUGCUCUGCCCCUGUUACAUCAUCAUCAUCCUGCUCUAUUAUAUCAUCAUCCCAUCCCCGGUGGCUGAUUAUAUUUACUGCUAAAGCUGGAAACCCUGAUAGCAGCCCAACUGCCCCUGGGUACAGAGAUGUCCAAACUUCUGUCUUCCAACAGUUGUUCAAUUACAACUCCCAGCACCCCUCUCUGCAGAGGCCAGACAUAACAAAGGGCCCCAUCUAAUGACAAGGCCUGGCUCAAGACAUUUGCCCCCAGUCUGAAUGGAAAAAAGACACCGAGCCCCACUCCAUCUAGUGAAACCUCUCUCUGACCCCAAAGGCUAGCACUCUAUGUGAUGCUGCUCAGACAAGGAAAGAGCCACAAAACCUUCAGGUAUUUCUGCACUUGUUGCAUUUAUUUAAGAUAAAAAGUGGGAACUUAUGGAUUUUUGUACUGGGCUCAUCGCUCGUGGCCUCUGUGUAAAUAGGAGAUUUGGCAGCCAUUUUUUUCCGGCUGUUUCAAUAUGAGGCUGGGGGGGGACCUUUCUUGAGGGAGUUAAUGAGUUCCCAAAGCCCCUUUCCCCUUGGGGGGGCCACGUAGUUGGGAUUAUAUUUUGCGCAUACUGAGGGGGCUGUUAGAAUGGAAAGCACAAUGUACUUAUAAUAUGCCUUUAAUGCACCUCCCAAUAAACAAUUCAAGCAAAA